CAGCUGAUUAACCGCAAAAUGUCAACAUGACAUAAAGUUUUGUUUGUUGUAUUUUUAGGUAUAUUUUUACAAAAAGUGCAAUGGAUGGUAACUCCAGAGGAUUGGAAAGCUUUAAAGUAGUGCUUUUAGGCGAGGGAUGUGUUGGUAAAACUAGUUUGGUAUUGCAAUUUGUGGAAGACAAGUUUAAUAGUAAACAUAUAAGCACUGUGCAGGCUGCAUUUUUAAACAAAAAUAUAAACAUCGAUGGUAAACGGAUGAAAUUGGCAAUAUGGGAUACAGCUGGCCAAGAGCAAUUCCAUGCCUUGGGUCCUAUUUAUUACAGGUCAUCAAAUGGAGCAGUAUUAGUUUAUGAUAUAACCAAUCUAGACUCUUUCCAGAAGGGGGUCAAAACAUGGGUAAAAGAACUUAGAAAAAUGCUUGGAAAAGAUGUAUGUCUUGCAAUUGUUGGCAAUAAAACAGAUUUAGAAAAAGAAAGGGCUGUUUCAGUUGAAGAAGCUCAAGAGUAUGCAACAAAAGUAGGUGCAAAGCACUACUUUACAUCAGCUAAACUAAAUGAUGGAGUUGAAGAUAUGUUUUUAAGUUUAGCUCAAGAUAUGAUGGCUAAACGAGAAGAAAAACAAGCAAAUGGAAGUUUAUCCAGGCAAAACUCUGUAAGAAGAAAUAUGUUGGUGGUGGCAGAUGAUGAGAUGGAACCUCAACCCUCAAAAAGCUGCUGUGGGGCUUAACCAGUCCAGAACUGUUAUAUAACUAUAUAAAACGUGAUAUAAUAUAUGUCUAAACUAAAACUAGAUAAUUAAUCUCCAUAUAUACAUGGUUUUCAAACUAACGUCAGGACUAUUGCACUAACUUUGGUAAAAUGAAAAAGAGUUGGUAAUUGAAAUCUUUUUAGAGAAAUCGGCAAAAAAUUUAGCCCAAACAAAUUCAAUGGAAUAGUUUAGUGAUUGUAUUCUUUUAAAAAACUUACUUUUUUUAAAAUUCUUAAGGGAUUUUAGUUUAAAAUAUAUUUACAUAACUUAUGAUAGAUCAACAUUUUAAAAUAAAUAUAUAAUGACAAAAGCAAACUUUUUUGCCUGUAUGCAUAUUUAUUGUGGCUGUUAAACUAUUAGAGUUAGUAGGACUGACUGUAGAUUGAAAAGUAUAAAAAUACUAAUUCUAUACAGAGUGUACUAUAAAGCCUAUGACAAACACAGGAAGCUUGAUUUUAAUAGUUUUUCCAAAACGACCAGGGGUCAGGUCCGCUUUUAUUUAAAAAUCUCAAUGACUCGGAAUAGAAUCUAUUUACAUAUUUAUUAAUGCUUGAGGGGGAGUUUACUUCUGAGCCUUUGUUAAGCAUUAUUUGUUUUUUUUCUCAGUUUAAGCAUAAUCUCAAUUCUGUACUCAGGGUUUAACACACGUUGAACACACAAAUAAAUUUUUCAGUUAAAAAUAGUUUCAUAACGUUGAAUCACCUAACAAAAAGCCACAAGUUAUUAAUAUUAUUAUCAAGUUAUUUUUUUUUUUGUAUAUCCUCCUGGGACCCAGAGGUGUUUUUUUUUAGGAAAAAAAUCCUUUUAAAUUUCGUUUAAAAGUGUAAAAAGUAACAACUUUUGUUAAUAACUUUUUUUAUUUUUUUUUGAAGUUAACAAAAAAACUGGUGUCCAUUUAAGUGGACAUUGGGUCUUAAUCCCUAGAAAAAAUAGAUUAAACAAAAAUAUUUUAAAUUCUUAAAAUAAGAAAUACAUGUUUCAUUUUAAACUAACAUUUUAAAAAUAAAAAUAUAAAAAUGUCAACAUAUCUUAAGAAUUCAGAAAAUAUUAUAUUUCUGCAUGCAAAAUUAAAAAAAAUACAAGUUUUACUGAAAAAAAAAACGAAAAAUGCAGUUAUUUCAAAAUUGUUCAGAAUGAAACUCUUUGAAACAGUUUCUAUUGCUUGUUAUGCAUAAAAAAGUUUCGCAAGUAUCACAAUAAAAUUAAGUUUUUUUAUUACAAUUUUUUAAUUUGCAUCUUACAGAAUUUUUUAUCUCAGAAUCUAUUUCAGGAAAAUGUUUGCGUUUUUUUCUAUUAGUUAUUAAUACUGAUAUUUCCUGCUGGGUUUUUUCUAGUAGCCAUACUUCGUGGCAUGUCUAUUGCAGCAUCAGGCUGUCUUGUUAGCAAGUAUGCGGCAUAUCUCUAUUUUGAAUUCAAGAAAUUGCUGAACUUUUCGGGGAUGUGUUUUAAAAAAUGCUUUAUCUCUCCGAUAAAGAACCCAAGAGUUUGCCAUUGCCAAAUCAAACAAAAAAAUGGAAAUUUGUUCUUACUGUCCAUUUUCUUGACCUUGCUUGAAUUCUGUAGUAGCUGAUCAUUCUAUCUAUGAGAUCAAUUCCAGCCAUGCAGUCAUUGUAUUUUGCCACAAUUUCAGGUCUUGGGACUUGGAUAUAUUUCCCAUCUUUUUUUGACCAUCACUUGCACUCAUUGAUUGGUUGACUUCCUAAAGCCGUAGAUGCCAUUAGAACAGAUUUUAAAUCGUACCAUUGCACAACAACCAACUUGCCAUCCUCCCUUUUAAACUUUUCCGAGGUUCCACGAGCCAUUUUUGCCAACGUUUUGUUAGGUGUCAAGUGAACAGCUGCUGGUACACGUGACUUCAUUAUGGUACCAGUGAUAUACAAAUUCCGUUCAUGGAGGUAUUCAAGAAGUGGAAUGGUUGUAAAAUAUCUGUCGUGGUAAAUAUGUGAUCCUGGAAGCAACCGAACAACAGCAGACGGCCCAAUGCCAAGAUUUUUAGCUGUAUUAUCCAAAAAUGUAUUUUUGCCUUGAUACAUUUCAAAAUCUACAACAAGGCCAUCAGGAGCAGCACAUACAAAAUUUUUCAGUCCUUCAGGGUUGGGUUUACCUCUCACAAACUGCUUCAUGUGACAAAUUCCCGUGAAAGGAAUCAUCUGCUCGUCUACAGCAACAUUUUUUUCUCUGGGUAGCUGCAAACAUCCUUGUCUCACCCUUUCUAAAAUUGGACGUACUUUCCAAAAUCUAUCAGAUUUACGAUUAUCUUCAGAGAUGUCACCAUCUACCACAAGUUUUAAAUUGCUCCUUAUCACAAAAAAAACUGUCUCUGGCCAUAACAUCUGCAAUCGCUGAAACUCUAGUUGUUUUGGCCCAGUACAGUCUAAUCCUUGGAUACUUUAAACAGGACAUUAGGCAUACUACGCCAAAAAAUUGUUUUAUCUCACUUAACGUAAGUUUUAGAGAUAAUCCUUUUAAUUCAACAUAUCUAGCAUUUGUACAGUCGCACAUUGUUUGAAAAAGUUCAUCAUCAAUAUACAUUGCGAUUGUGUCUUCGACCUAUGUACUUCGACUUUCACAAUCAGAUUCAGCAGGAGAGGAAUUUCCAAAUUCCUGAGGUGAGAAUACAGGAUUUUUCUUCUAAACAGCUCUCCUUAAAGGAGUUGGAACUUCAUUGGAAGUUGUUAAAUUAUUUUUAAGGAUACUAAGAGGAAGGUUGUCCUCCUCAUCUUCACUGCUAGACUCAACAUAUUCAGCCUCAUCUUCUUGCUGGUUGUUUUCAAUAUCCAGAUCUUCAGUUGCCCCUUCGUCGUCGGACAUUCCACAGUCUGAGUCGUCCUGGUUAAGAUUCAAAAUUUUUCUCUAAACUUUUCGUCGUCUUCUCCAGGCCUCGAAAACUUUUUUCGGCCGAAUACAGCUAAAACAAACAAAAAGACGUUAAUAACAAAUUGUGGUGAUUAAGUCCAAUGUCCAUUAAAAUGGACAGGUAAUGUUUAGGCAGAUUAAAGAAAAAACAAAGGACCAAUAAAGAAACUAUCUACGUUAAAUUGUUAAAUAAACAUAUUUUAAAUUUCUCUAAAAAAAACAAAUAAAUUACCAGAUGUAGAGUACAUACCAUCAUAGGAAGUACGGCGCCCUGUCGCCAUUUUUUUUUUGUAAACAAACACUUGCGUCACCUCUCAAGCAUGUGGCUAAAAUGACGAUAUUCGGUCGUUGCGCGCAAGCACUUAGAACGAUAACCGCGCGUAUAUUACCAGAUAUUUCUAGAAAUAAGUGGAUUAAAAAUUUUUGUUUACGUGAAAAUGGACGCUGGGUCUCAGGAAAUUAUAUAAAUUACUUUAGCAAUCGGCAUUAAAUCGGCCAAUAUACAUUACUUAAAAACAAAAACAAAGGUAAGGACACAAAGUCACGGUCUCAUCCAAUCUAUAUAAUUUCUUAAAAAAGCUUAAAAGCUACACGUGUUUCGCUCCUGUUGGAGCAUCAUCAGGCCUAGACCUACACAGAUCACAUUACAACUCUAUUCUAUAUCUAUAUUAUUAUUAUAUAAUUUAUUAUGUUAAUUAUUUUACUAUUUUACUUUUAUUAACAUUACUUAAUUUAUUAUGUUAAUACCUGAAAACCGCUCCUUAGUAAAAAAAAAUUAACUCAUUUGUCGAAGUUUGUCAUAAAGCUUAUUGAACACCCUGUACAGAAAUUUGAAUCUUGAUAAUAUAUCUGACUUUUUUUAAAUGCUUUUAAACCAUUUUUUUUCAAACAUUAUUGAUUAUGUAAAAUUAUAAGUUUAAUUUUAGCGCAUUUAUUGUAAAUAUUGACCCCUUUGUGUAAAUUUAUAUGGAUUAAAAAUAUUUGAUAAUACAUAAUUCAUAUGGUAGGA
Anthonomus grandis grandis is the source of this 4611-nucleotide messenger RNA. RefSeq names its product ras-related protein Rab-21 (gene Rab21). The record is from RefSeq and is a predicted model, not a curated record. Gene Ontology annotation, biological process: Rab protein signal transduction. The transcript has 4 exons. The coding region runs from base 81 to 725 and encodes 214 amino acids. Gene Ontology annotation, molecular function: GTP binding; GTPase activity. Lineage: Eukaryota; Metazoa; Arthropoda; Insecta; Coleoptera; Curculionidae.